This is a messenger RNA of Penicillium macrosclerotiorum, 1743 nucleotides long. Its product is annotated as MDR family MFS transporter. The record is from RefSeq and is a predicted model, not a curated record. Gene Ontology annotation, molecular function: basic amino acid transmembrane transporter activity. Gene Ontology annotation, cellular component: fungal-type vacuole membrane. The annotation marks the transcript as partial. The transcript is spliced from 5 exons. Gene Ontology annotation, biological process: basic amino acid transport; transmembrane transport. Lineage: Eukaryota; Fungi; Ascomycota; Eurotiomycetes; Eurotiales; Aspergillaceae.
CCCUCAACAUACCCCGCUAUAGUUACGCGUUGCGGCGAACAAAAUCUUUCAACUUGUGAUUCGGAAGAUAUGACCCAAUAUCAAGACACAGAAAAUUCUGCCCCUGCAAUGAUGACACCGAGCGAAGAACGACCACUCUUGCAACCGAAUCAAGCGGUGCUGUGGAAGCCGCCACCGGGGUUUCUUGUUAUUCAGCUAGCGAUCAUGUCAAACGUUUUUCUCGGCGGGUUCGAUGGCACGAUAACGGCCUCGACUUACGCCGUGAUCAGUUCCGAAUUCAACGCUGCCAAUACUGCUUCGUGGUUAACAACAUCCUAUUUGAUUACAAGCACGGCAUUCCAGCCACUAUAUGGACGUCUCUCAGAUAUUCUCGGUCGCCGCACCUGCUUCUUCACCGCCACCGUCUCAUUCCUGAUCGGGUGUCUGGGAUGCGCGGUCGCCCGAGAUGUGAUCUUUCUCAACGUGAUGCGCGCGUUGACUGGCAUUGGCGGUGGUGGCCUAAUGACUAUGGCAACCAUAAUCAACUCCGAUAUGAUUCCGUUCCGCCAGCGCGGGAUGUACCAGGUAGUCCAAAAUGUUUCAUAUGGUUUCGGAGCAAUUUGUGGCGCUUCAUUUGGUGGCACAAUUGUCGACACGAUCGGAUGGCGCUGGUGCUUUUUGAUGCAAGUUCCGGUAUCGCUGUCAGCUCUAGUCUUGGGGUAUUUUGUAUUGAAGUCUCCGACUAAGAAAGAAUCCCCGACAUUGCAACCGACUCGCGGCAUCUGGCAACAAAUUGAUCUGCUUGGUUCACUUCUACUGGUUCUCGCUUUGUCGAGUCAACUGGUAGGCCUAAGCCUGGGCGGCAAUGAACUUCCUUGGACCAACGUCUGGGUAAUCCUAUCCCUUGUUUCCAGUAUUGUUCUCUUGGGGGCCUUCUUUGCCGUCGAAGCAACAACAACUGCGGCGCCUCUCAUACCAUUGAAGAUGCUUAAAGGACAGCUUGCCGUAUCGACUCAAAUUGCGAACGUGUGCGUUGGGAUGGCAGCAUAUGCCUUUCUCUUUACCUUACCACUGCUCUUUCAAGUCAUUCUGCUGGAUAGUCCCUCCAAAGCAGGCGCCCGGCUGGUGAUUCCAUCUCUUGCUACACCAUUGGGAGGAUUUAUCUCCGGUGUCGUGAUGUCACGAUGGGGAAAGCUAGCUCAAUUGGUUCGCACAGGAGCUGCUCUUAUGUUUUUCGGAAAUUUGCUGGUGACUCUCUUACGCUUUAAUGAUUCGGAGUGGAAAUACUUUGCCUAUACCAUUCCCGCCAACCUAGGACAGGGAAUUGUUUACCCUGGAAUUCUUUUUACCUUUCUUGCUGCCUUCGAUCAUUCCGGUAAGGUUCCAUUGGUUGUUACUGGACAAAGACAAUCGACUGACCUCGGUUCAGACCAUGCGGUAUCUGCCUCUACCGUAUAUCUCAUUCGCUCUCUCGGCAGUGUUUGGGGAGUGGCUAUUACUUCGGCCAUCAUUCAGAAUACAUUGAACUCAGGCCUCGGGGGGGCCUUGAGUGGAAUACCAGACAAAGGGAAAAUUAUCGACCAAAUUCGUCAUUCUGUAUCCGCUAUUCAUGAUCUCCCUCCAGACGUGCAGAUGGCUGUUCGAAUGGUUUAUUACAAGGGCAUCCGGCUAUGCUUUGCCGCGUCUGCUUCCUGUGGAGUCAUCGCAACUAUUUCAGCCUUCUUCACCCGCGGGAAAGGGCUCGAACGUACCGGAGCAGAUUAA